GUCCGCACGUCGUCAAGAUCCCAAAUGGCCCCCUCAACAACCGUCCCGACCGCCGCGGCCAUCGAGGUCCCGGAGACCCUCCUCAAGAAACGCAAGCAAAACGAAAAGGCCCGGGAAGAGCGACUCGCUGCUGCCACCGCUGCCCGCAAGGCUGCCAAGGCUAAGCGAAAGGUCAUCUUCAAGCGCGCCGAGGCCUAUGUGAAGGAGUACCUCAACAAGGAGAAGGAGGAGAUUCGAUUGAAGCGUGCUGCCCGUGCAUCUGGCGACUACUAUGUUCCUGCCGAACCCAAACUCUACUUCGUGAUCCGUAUCAAGGGUAUCAACGAAAUUGCUCCCAAACCCCGCAAAAUCCUCCAGCUCCUCCGUCUCCUCCAAAUUAACAACGGUGUCUUUGUGAAGGCCACCCGUGCCACCCAGCAGAUGCUCCGUCUCGUUGAGCCCUACGUCGCCUAUGGCGAACCCAACCUCAAAACUGUCCGGGAACUUAUCUACAAGCGCGGCUACGGCAAGGUCGACAAGCAGCGUAUUCCCCUCACCAACAACCAGGUCAUUGAGCAAGCACUCGGCAAGUACGACAUCCUUUGUGUUGAAGACUUGGUCCACGAAAUCAUCUCUGUUGGCCCCAACUUCAAGCAGGCCUCCAACUUCCUCUGGCCCUUCAAGCUCUCCAACCCCACUGGCGGCUGGAGGACGCGCAAGUUCAAGCACUAUAUCGAGGGUGGUGACUUUGGUGACCGGGAGUCGAACAUCAACAAGCUCGUUAGACAGAUGAACUAAACAGCUUGUAUCCAUUUGCGUUUCUUAUCCGUUUAAAGGAGAUGCUUGAUGUGGGCCAGGCGGCUUCUCUCAGAUUUUGGAUGGGACCAUCCGUUACCUAUGUUCUUCCUAUGCACUAUGACGACCAUGAGCAUUAUUUUUGUUAUCAAUAGCCACGCACGCAUAACCCACGCC
Coprinopsis cinerea okayama7#130 is the source of this 951-nucleotide messenger RNA. RefSeq names its product 60S ribosomal protein L7. Gene Ontology annotation, cellular component: cytosolic large ribosomal subunit. Gene Ontology annotation, biological process: maturation of LSU-rRNA from tricistronic rRNA transcript (SSU-rRNA, 5.8S rRNA, LSU-rRNA). The record is from RefSeq and is a predicted model, not a curated record. Gene Ontology annotation, molecular function: structural constituent of ribosome; RNA binding. The coding region runs from base 25 to 777 and encodes 250 amino acids. NCBI's taxonomy places the organism in Eukaryota, Fungi, Basidiomycota, Agaricomycetes, Agaricales, Psathyrellaceae. The transcript is spliced from 7 exons.